AUGGAAAAUCUCACGCCAGAACAAUGGCGCGAGAUCAUGAACAGGAAGAUGCGCUUCCCUCCGGAGCUCCUCAGUGCCAUCCAGGAGGGGAAAAUAGAGCUGCUGUGUGGACUUUUGAAGACUGGCGAUGGCAUCAUCCGCCAGCUGGAUGAGUCUGAGGAUCGCCAGUGGAGGGAGGCGCUCAACUUGUCCAUCCGCCUUGGCGAUGAUAAUUGCAUGGACGCACUCUUGCAGGGGGUCAAGUUUGACUUUCGGCAGAUUCACGAGGCGUUGCUAGUGGCUGUAGACACUAACCAGCCCAGAGUGGUGAAGCGCCUGCUGGACCGCCUAGACCAGGAGAAAGGCAACAAGAUGGACGUACGCUCCUUCUCUCAGGCCAUCUUUGACCACUCCAUUGACAACUCCCAGUUUGCCCCUGGUGUGACUCCCCUGACCUUAGCCUGCCAGAAGGACCUGUAUGAUAUAGUCACCAUGCUCACCCAAAAAGGUCACAUCAUCCCGUGGCCACAUAAGAUAUCCUGUGCCUGUCUGGAGUGUCGUAACGGCCGGCAGUACGACCUGCUAAAGUUCUCCUUGUCUCGCAUCAACACCUACCGUGGCAUCGCCAGCCGUGCCUACCUGUCCAUCACCUCUGAUGAUGCAAUGCUCAGGGCUUUCAGUCUCAGCAAAGAGCUCCGCAAACUCUCACAAAAAGAGCCAGAGUUCAAGCCUCAGUACCUGGGCCUGGAGGAGCUCUGUCAGGAGUUUGCUGUUGAGUUGCUGGGCAUGUGUCGCAACCAGAGCGAAGUCACCACCAUCCUGAACAGCUGUGGAGACGAGAGUCAGGACUCCUUAGAUGAGCAGGCCUUUGAGGAGGGAAUCCCAAACCUGUCACGUCUGCGGCUCGCUGUCAACUACAACCAGAAGCAGUUUGUGGCCCACCCAAUCUGCCAGCAGGUGCUGUCAUCUAUCUGGUGCGGGAACCUGGCAGGCUGGAGAGGCAGCAGGACGGCCUGGAAGCUGUUUGUCUCUGUUGGGAUCUUUCUCACCAUGCCCCUCCUCUGCCUCGUCUACUGGAUCGCACCCAAGUCAAAGGUGGGAAAGAUGCUAAAGAUUCCGGUGAUCAAGUUUCUCCUCCACUCUGCCUCCUAUCUGUGGUUUCUCAUCACGUUACUCGGAGAAUCAAUAACAAUGGAGAUGUAUCGAGACAAAUUUGCUUCGCGGCAGCAGAAUAUCCUGCACAGCUCCUUCCACAUGGUGUGGGUGGUCGGAUUCUUCUGGUACGAGUGUAAGGAAGUGUGGAUCGAGGGGCUGCGGAGCUACUUUCUGGACUGGUGGAACUGCUUGGACAUGAUGGUGCUCAGCAUGUACUUGGCGUCCUUUGCGUUGCGCGUCCUUAUCAUGCUCAAAGGUCACUUUGUCUGCCAUGAUCAUAACGGCACAGAGGAGUGUAUCUACUUCACUCAGACUAUCCGUGACGACUGGCAUCAGGAGGAUCCCCAGCUGAUUGCAGAGGUGCUGUUUGCGGUGACAAGCAUGCUGAGCUUCACGCGGCUGGCGUACAUCCUGCCAGCACACGAGUCUCUGGGAACUUUGCAGAUCUCCAUAGGGAAGAUGAUUGAUGAUAUGAUGAGAUUUAUGUUCAUAUUGAUGAUCAUUGGAACAGCCUUCCUCUGUGGCAUCAACAAUGUCUAUGUUCCUUAUGUCAUCUCUCCACAUCUUGGCAAGUUCAAUGAGACAUUCCACUUCUUAUUUUGGACCAUGUUUGGUGUGGCCAACCAGGACUACGUGGACAUGCCUCAGUUUGUGUUGGCAGAGUUUGUCGGAAGGAUUCUGUACGGCAUCUUCACGCUUGUCAUAGUCAUAGUCCUUCUCAACAUGCUUAUUGCUAUGAUCACCAACUCCUUUCAGAAAAUUGAGGAUGAUGCAGAUGUCGAGUGGAAGUUUGCCAGGUCAAAGUUGUACCUCAGUUACUUCAGAGAGGGCCUCACCAUGCCAGUGCCCUUCAACAUCAUCCCCUCACCAAAAGCUGUCUUUUACAUCAUAAGGGGUAUCUUUCGGAAAAUCUGCUGCUGCUGCACUUGCAAUUCUGAGACAAAAUAUCCCCCUAUAACCUCUAUGACCAGUGGUAAGAAAUCUGAGGACAGUCAGUUACCUUACCGGCAGCAGGUGAUCAGAGCUCUGGUGCAACGCUACAUUGAGUCAGCUCGCAGGGAAUUUGAGGAGACCAAGAGAAAAGAUAUUGGUAAUCGGAUCACUGAGCUGACAAAAACCAUCUCCAGGAUGCACACUGAUAUGAAGGUGGUCCAGCAGCUUCUGAUGGACGAUGGACACACUGAUGCAUUGAACAAGGACGGCUCCUCCUUCCUGGGGAAAUACAUCAUUGGUGCCAAGAACAAUUUCAGAGGUUUUAACAGCAGGCAAGAUGACAAAAAUCCAGCACUUAAAGUGACAGUGCACCACGGAGAAGAGGGGGUGGAUAAAGAAAAGGUCGACUCAGAUACAAAACACGAGUCAGACACACAACUGAAUCAGGUGGGCGAAUGUGGAGCAGAGGGAUCAGAGUGGGUAACAGACUAUGAUGUGGUGAAAAUGGAGGAGGGCAGAGCGAAAACAGAGCUAGGAGACGAGAGGGACACAGAGUCAAAAGAGCAGGUAGGAGGAGAUGAAAAUGAAAAUGUUGAUUAUGAAGUGAGAGAGGAAGUGGUGGCAAGUACAAGUUUGAAUCUUGUAGAAGAAAAGGUGAAAGCCGAGGCCAUGCAGGAAGAGGUGGAAAAAAGAACGGAAGGGGAGAUACUCGCAGGGGUAAAGGUAGGUGAAAAACACACAGACACAACUCCAGAACAAAAGGAAAGCACCACAGUGGACAGUGAAAAGACAGACACAAAGACAGUGGCAAACAGGUUCAAAGACAUAGAGCUCCAAGAAAAGAAAGUGGAGGCAAAAUGGAUGAAGGGUAGAAAGUUUGAGCGUAAUGUAGGAGAGAAGUCUGGUGUCAAGGAGAGCAAUGCAAACCCUGUAGCCAACAAAAUUAUUCCCUCGCCAACAGGCAGCAGCAGCUCCCAGGACACUGGCUUUGGUUCCCAAGAAGGGGAGGGAUCGAUUGAUGGGAUGCUAGUGAGACCGUAACUUUAGCGUUGUCCCGUUUAAAGGACCUCACCGACUUUCUCAGGGUUUGGUCUCUUUGUUGACCUUAUUCAAUAUCUGAUAAGAGGGACAUUUUUGGGAAUAGUCUUGCUCAUAAUUGCCUGUAAAAUAGCAAAUUGUCAUUUUUAUAGUUUGGUUGUUGCACUGAUUAAACAAACAAGACACAAUGUGCUAAUUAUUUAACUUCUUUUUUUAUUCAAAGAAUUAUUGACGAACGAUUAAC
Molecule: messenger RNA, 3349 nt
Organism: Plectropomus leopardus (leopard coralgrouper)
Lineage: Eukaryota; Metazoa; Chordata; Actinopteri; Perciformes; Serranidae
Product: short transient receptor potential channel 2-like
Biological process (GO): regulation of cytosolic calcium ion concentration; single fertilization; calcium ion transmembrane transport
Cellular component (GO): plasma membrane; cation channel complex
Molecular function (GO): inositol 1,4,5 trisphosphate binding; store-operated calcium channel activity
Source: RefSeq, a predicted model, not a curated record